Messenger RNA from Akanthomyces muscarius, 1239 nucleotides. RefSeq lists its product as uncharacterized. NCBI's taxonomy places the organism in Eukaryota, Fungi, Ascomycota, Sordariomycetes, Hypocreales, Cordycipitaceae. Gene Ontology annotation, biological process: ribosomal small subunit biogenesis; ribosomal small subunit export from nucleus. The record is from RefSeq and is a predicted model, not a curated record. The transcript is spliced from 2 exons. Gene Ontology annotation, cellular component: cytosol; nucleus; preribosome, small subunit precursor. The coding region runs from base 1 to 1239 and encodes 412 amino acids.
AUGCCCAAAGGAAAGUGGAUCGACAAGAAGAGUGCCCAGCACUUUACGCUGGUACAUCGCCCGCAAAAUGAUCCCCUCAUCUACGACGAGAGCGCGCCGUCGAUGGUGCUGAACCCGACCGAAGGCAGCAAAACUGCGGGCAAGGGAAAGAAUCUCGGCGAUUUGGCCUCUGAGCUUGGCUCCGACGCCGAACACAUACGCGCCAACGAAGGCGAGGCCGCCAACUACGGCGUAUACUACGACGACUCCGAGUACGAUUACAUGCAACAUUUGCGAGACCUUAACUCUGGCGGCGGCAAUGUCGUCUUUGUCGAAGCCAAGGCUGCAGGAAAUGCUGGCAAAGGCAAGCAGACGCAGUCCCUCGAAGACGCGCUGAAACAAAUGGACUUGGAACACAAGGCAGAGGACGUUAUGGACCCGGAUAUGCUACCAACCAAGGACCUUCCGCGCAUGUCAUAUGAACAGCAGCAGGAUGUCCCCGACGCCAUUGCUGGAUUCCAGCCAGACAUGGACCCUAGACUACGAGAAGUUCUUGAGGCACUAGAGGACGAUGCUUUUAUUGACGACGAGGACGACAACGUCUUCGACCAACUGGCCAAGGAUGGAUACGAAAUCGACGAAUACGAUUUUGAGGAUAAUCAGUUUGAUGAUGACGAGGGCUGGGAGUCGGAUCAUACCGCAAAGCCGAACAAAGAGUACAAAGAUGACGAGGUACCACAGCUGGUGGCAGUCGGAGAACAGCCCGAAGAAGGGCCCUCGCAAGACUGGAUGGAGGAUUUCAAAAAGUUUAAAAAGGAGCAAAAGACCGGCGGCCCUCCCAAAGCCCCCGGCGCACCCUCUCAGUCCGAGCUACAGUCCACAUGGACCACAACCACAAACGGCGGGCGCAAGAAGAAGAGAAAGGGCGCGCUCACGGUCGCUUCUGGUUUCUCCAUGACAUCUUCCUCGCUGGUACGCACGGAGCAGCUCUCUUUCCUGGAUGCGCGUUUCGACAAGAUUGAAGAAAAAUACAACGAAGAGUUUGACGACAUGGGCUCCGUGUCGGCAAUUUCGACGGCGUCGAGUGUCACGGGCCCGGUUCGCAACGACUUUGAUAACAUCAUGGACGAGUUCCUCGGAAACUAUGGUGGCAAGCCCGGCAAGCGAACGUCCAAGAAGUCGAAAGUGCAGACAGGUCUGGAGCAGCUCGAGGAAAUCCGCAGAGAGCUGGGACCUGCACGAAUAAAGGGAAGGCGGUAA